Molecule: messenger RNA, 351 nt
Organism: Pyrus x bretschneideri (Chinese white pear)
Lineage: Eukaryota; Viridiplantae; Streptophyta; Magnoliopsida; Rosales; Rosaceae
Product: DNA-binding protein HEXBP-like
Exons: 1
Coding region: 1-351 (116 amino acids)
Molecular function (GO): zinc ion binding; nucleic acid binding
Source: RefSeq, a predicted model, not a curated record
AUGUUUAGACGUGGACCCCAAACUUCUUCUGGAGGUCGUUCACAGAGUUUUUCCAGGGGAUCUCAUGACCAGCCACAUAAGACGCUUUCACGGAUUUGUGCUCACUGCGGACGCCGCCACCAUGGAACAUGUAGAGACGGUACUAGGACUUGUUAUCAGUGUGGUGAAAUGGGCCACUUCAUACGUGAUUGUCCCCAGAUUACUGCUAGUGGUGCUGGCAGACUAUCUGCUACUGUUGGGGGUUCAGUAGCAUCUUCGGGGCAGAGUAGGCCUGCUGGGGCAUCUUCAAGCUUGGGCCAGCCGAGAGUAGGACAACAGAGUGGUAGACAGUCUGGUGGAGGUUCUCAGUGA